Messenger RNA from Nannospalax galili (Upper Galilee mountains blind mole rat), 2664 nucleotides. RefSeq names its product coronin 6 (gene Coro6). The transcript has 13 exons. The record is from RefSeq and is a predicted model, not a curated record. Gene Ontology annotation, molecular function: actin filament binding. The coding region runs from base 415 to 1977 and encodes 520 amino acids. Gene Ontology annotation, biological process: cell migration; actin filament organization. NCBI's taxonomy places the organism in Eukaryota, Metazoa, Chordata, Mammalia, Rodentia, Spalacidae.
GCGGCAGCUGAGACUGCAGCGGAGCUGCGGGGAGAACCGCAGGCGGCGGCCGGAGCGCGUAACCCUGCGCCCAGCCCGACGCCGCCGCCACCCAGAGAGGCAGUUCCGGCGCUCUGACGCCUCGCUCGGCCCCCAGCGGACACCGGCCCUCUCCGCAGAGGAGGCGCAGAGCGAGCAUAACCCGGCGCCGAGCCCGACGCCGCCGCCACCCAGAGAGGCAGUUCCGGCGCUCUGACGCCUCGCUCGGCCCCCAGCGGACACCGGCCUCUCUGCAGAGGAGGCGCAGAGCGAGCACCCCUGUCCGCAUUAGGACCAGUUCACAGGUUUAAGGAUCAACCUGCUUCUGGACCCUGAGAUCCUCUGCCUUUGCCCCAGCCAUGAGCCGGCGUGUGGUUCGGCAGAGCAAGUUUCGCCAUGUAUUUGGUCAGGCAGCAAAAGCUGACCAGGCCUAUGAGGACAUCCGGGUGUCCAAGGUCACAUGGGACAGCUCCUUCUGUGCUGUCAACCCUAAAUUUCUGGCCAUUAUUGUGGAGGCUGGAGGUGGGGGUGCCUUCAUUGUCCUGCCUCUUGCAAAGCCUAGAGAUCCUCCUUCCCAGUCUAGGCAACAAGACAGGACGAGUGGAUAAGAACUACCCACUGGUCACUGGGCACACUGGCCCCGUGCUGGAUAUUGACUGGUGCCCACACAACGACAAUGUCAUCGCCAGUGCCUCAGACGACACCACCAUCAUGGUGUGGCAGAUUCCAGACUAUACCCCUGUGCGAAACAUCACAGAACCUGUCAUCACUCUUGAGGGCCACUCCAAGCGUGUGGGCAUCCUUUCUUGGCACCCUACUGCCAGGAAUGUCCUGCUCAGUGCAGGUGGUGAUAAUGUGAUCAUCAUCUGGAAUGUGGGCACUGGGGAGGUGCUGCUGAGCCUGGACGACAUGCACCCUGACGUCAUCCAUAGUGUGUGCUGGAACAGCAAUGGUAGCUUGCUGGCCACCACCUGCAAGGACAAGACUCUGCGCAUCAUUGAUCCCCGGAAGAGCCAAGUGGUAGCGGAGCGAGCCCGGCCUCACGAGGGCGCCCGCCCGCUGCGGGCCGUCUUCACCGCAGACGGGAAGCUGCUCAGCACCGGCUUCAGCAGGAUGAGUGAGCGGCAACUCGCACUCUGGGACCCGGAGAGGUUUGCAGCCCACGAGGGGAUGAGGCCCAUGCGGGCUGUCUUCACGCGCCAGGGUCAUAUCUUCACCACGGGAUUCACCCGCAUGAGCCAGCGAGAGCUGGGCCUGUGGGACCCGCAGAACAACUUCGAAGAGCCGGUGGCACUGCAGGAGAUGGACACAAGCAACGGAGUACUACUGCCGUUCUACGAUCCUGACUCCAGCAUUGUCUACCUGUGUGGCAAGGGUGACAGUAGCAUUCGGUACUUUGAAAUUACGGAUGAACCACCUUUCGUGCACUACUUGAACACGUUCGGCAGCAAAGAGCCGCAGCGAGGCAUGGGUUUCAUGCCCAAGCGUGGACUGGAUGUCAGCAAGUGUGAGAUCGCCCGGUUCUACAAGUUGCACGAACGAAAGUGUGAACCCAUCAUCAUGACUGUGCCCCGAAAGUCAGACCUUUUCCAGGACGAUCUAUACCCGGACACGCCGGGCCCGGAGCCAGCCCUGGAAGCAGAGGAGUGGCUAUCCGGUCAGGACGCCGACCCUGUGCUCAUUUCGCUGAAGGACGGCUAUGUACCCCCUAAGCACCGCGAGCUCCGGAUCACCAAGCGCAACAUCCUAGAUGUGCACCCACCCUCGGGCCCCCGACGCAGCCAGUCAGCCAGUGAAGCCCCCUUGUUGCCUCUUCCGUCUUCCACGUCUCAGCAGCAGCAUACCCUUGAGACACUGCUUGAGGAGAUCAAGGCCCUUCGUGAAAGGGUACAGGCCCAGGAGGAGCGCAUCACGGCUUUGGAGAACAUGCUGUGUGAGCUGGUGGAUGGCACGGACUAGAACUGCAUUCGUGCGGCGAAGGGCAGAAGCAGGGCACCGGGACUCUGCAGCCCGGGCUUUUGGUCUGGGAUGUCGGGCUUUUGGUCUGGGUUGUCGCGCCCUUCCUCUCUGGGUUGGGAUUGGGGGCGGGGGACUGGAAAAGAAACUCUGCCCCCCACAGGAGGCCUUGAUGUAAGGGGUUUAAAGGGUAGGGGCUCUAGGCUCUGAGCUUGGUCCCAGACUCUGCAGGAUCAGGCCUAGGGAGGCCCAGGGAUAAUGCCUCCUUAGCAAAGGGGCUGCUUGGUGAGGUGGUGUCCACCUCUCUGUCCCUCACCCAGGGCAAGAGAGGUGCUUAGCAUUAGCGUGAUGUCUGGGGAUACUGGGGAGCUUGGGCUUGACCUCAAAAGGAUGAUGAUUUCAACAGUCUGCCCAGAGUCUCAGGAAAAUUGCCGCAUUUCCCCUAAUCAGCUGACUCAAUUCCACCAUACUGAGUGGAAAACCAAACCCAGCAGCUCCUUAGUUCUGCAGAUACAUGCACAACCCUUUGCCUGCAGAGCUCAACCCACUGGCUUCACCCAGCAGCCUAUGAGAGCUCUCUGCCUACUUUCUACUGCUAGAGAGGAGUUAGACCCCACCAGAGAAAUCUCAGCAGAACACACACACACACACACACACUGCCUCUGCUGUGGCCUUGAAUCUAUAAAGAAA